AAACUCAGAACACCAACAUAUUCAAGUUGGUUAGUAAGAAUGAAUUUAAAACUGGCUAUGAUCGACAAUGAAACUAGAUGGAAUUCAAUAUACAACAUGUUAUACAGAUUAAUUGAAUUAAAAAUGUUUUGUAAGGAACAUGAUGAAACCAACCCCGACUUAAAACUUACAGAUAAUGAGUGGAUAUCUGUUCAAAGUAUUGUUGAUGCUUUAUUACCAGUUAAAAUAGCAACAUUAGCCUUACAAAAACAAGAGAUAACUCUAGGAGAUUUGUAUGGUAUAUGGUGGAAAUGUAUUAAUGGGUUGAGAUCUAAUGGUACCAUACUAGCAAAACAAAUAUUAAAGUCUAUGAAAGAACGUCAAGGGCUGUUAAUGCAAAACAAUGUUUAUUUAUCAGGUAUGUUCUUAAGGAAUUAA
Molecule: messenger RNA, 417 nt
Organism: Aphis gossypii (cotton aphid)
Lineage: Eukaryota; Metazoa; Arthropoda; Insecta; Hemiptera; Aphididae
Exons: 2
Coding region: 40-417 (125 amino acids)
Source: RefSeq, a predicted model, not a curated record